Molecule: messenger RNA, 1738 nt
Organism: Hibiscus syriacus
Lineage: Eukaryota; Viridiplantae; Streptophyta; Magnoliopsida; Malvales; Malvaceae
Product: aspartate-semialdehyde dehydrogenase-like
Exons: 7
Coding region: 127-1251 (374 amino acids)
Biological process (GO): L-threonine biosynthetic process
Molecular function (GO): aspartate-semialdehyde dehydrogenase (NADP+) activity; protein dimerization activity; NAD binding
Source: RefSeq, a predicted model, not a curated record
UUUGAAUAUACGAUAUGAGCAGUACAGAUACCAUUCCCGCCGCCGCCUCCACCACCACCACCACCACUUCAAUACUAUUUUCCCCCCUUUUCUCUGUCUCACCUGAAUUCUUCCUUGAACUCGAUAAUGGCUUCCCUCAGCCACCUCCUCAAACCCCAUUUCCUUUCUACCCCAAAACCCAAACUCCAACAAAACAAACUGCCCACCAUGGUCCGCAUGUCUUUCCAAGAAUCGGGCCCAUCCGUCGCCGUCGUCGGAGUCACUGGCGCCGUGGGUCAAGAAUUCCUCUCCGUCCUCUCCGACCGUGACUUCCCUUACCGUUCCCUCAAGCUCCUCGCUUCCAAACGCUCCGCUGGCAAGUCUAUUUCGUUCCAAGACCGUACCUUCACCGUCCAAGAACUCACUUCCGACAGCUUUGACGACGUUGACAUCGCUCUCUUCAGUGCUGGUGGGUCGAUAAGCAAAGAGUUCGGUCCCAUUGCUGUCCAAAAAGGUGCCAUCGUGGUCGAUAACAGCUCGGCGUUUCGAAUGGUCAAUGGGGUGCCAUUAGUUAUUCCUGAAGUGAAUCCGGAAGCAAUGGGUGGGAUUAAAGUUGGGAUGAAAAAGGGUGCUUUGAUAGCAAACCCGAAUUGUUCUACGAUUAUCUGCUUAAUGGCUGCUACCCCACUUCAUCGCCAUGCUAAGGUGACACGAAUGGUGGUUAGUACAUAUCAGGCGGCUAGUGGUGCUGGUGCUGCUGCCAUGCACGAGCUCGAGCUACAAGCCCGUGAGGUCUUGGAAGGGAAACCACCAACUUGUAAUAUCUUUAAGCAACAAUAUGCUUUUAAUUUGUUCUCACAUAAUGCCCCUGUUCUCGAGAAUGGAUAUAAUGAAGAGGAAAUGAAAAUGGUGAAAGAGACCAGGAAAAUCUGGAAUGACAAAAAUGUUAAUGUCACUGCUACAUGCAUACGAGUCCCUGUGAUGCGUGCACAUGCUGAGAGCGUGAACCUUCAGUUUGAGAAGCCUCUUGAUGAGGAUACAGCAAGAGAAAUUUUGAAAAAUUCUCCCGGGGUCUUAGUUAUUGAUGACCGGAGUGCUAACCACUUCCCUACACCGUUGGAAGUAUCAAACAAAGACAAUGUUGCAGUUGGCAGAAUUCGCAAAGAUUUGUCUCAAGAAGGAAAUCAUGGGUUGGACAUCUUUGUUUGCGGUGACCAAGUACGUAAGGGAGCUGCACUAAACGCUGUUCAGAUCGCCGAGUUGCUGUUAUGAUUUUCUUAUGGCCUUACAUGGGUACAUUCGUUCAGGCAAUUUGUUUUGAACUUUCUUCAAAUGCGGGGUAUUUAUUAUCUUUGUGAGUUGAACAAAAUUCCUCUCGGAAGGAAAUUUGUUUAAAUAAUCUUGUUCCUUAGAACUUUAUCGAUAAAACCGACCGAUGCUUGGCUCGGAAUGCCUGAUUCACAUGUCCCAAGCUCGAGAGCCGGUAAGACUAGACGAGAGAAAAAACCCGAACAACUUCAUAGAUAUAGACUAUUGAUGUGCCUUGUUCUGAGCAGUCUUACCUAAUGCAGUAAUAUAGAUCGUCAUUAGUGAAAUCUGAAAAACAAAAUGAGCUAUUCUAUGGCUGUACUCCAUAAAUCAUUUUUAGGGCUAUCUUCUGUGUGAUUUGUUUGAAUAAAGGAAUUGAAACUUGAACUUAGUUUCAAGAAUAUUUUGGAUCCAAUGAACUUGUUGUCAAACAUGCUCGAUUUCGGACGAU